Sesamum indicum (sesame) is the source of this 1047-nucleotide messenger RNA. RefSeq names its product glutathione peroxidase 2 (gene GPX2). Gene Ontology annotation, biological process: response to oxidative stress. Lineage: Eukaryota; Viridiplantae; Streptophyta; Magnoliopsida; Lamiales; Pedaliaceae. The record is from RefSeq and is a predicted model, not a curated record. Gene Ontology annotation, cellular component: cytosol. Gene Ontology annotation, molecular function: peroxidase activity.
UAUGUUUUCAUGCAACGGUUUGAAUAGUUGAACAUCGGCAUCAAGCUAGCAGUAGCACAAACAGAAGCAGUUGUGCCUUAAUGCCGGCCCUCCAAAAUUGAAUUAGCCGGUUGGUUCAUCUACCCACGGCCACGAGUGGCGAAUCCAGAGAAAAAAAACAAGCAGUACAGCUCCCUACACAGAAAAGACAAAUGUUUUUCUCCAGACCCAUUACCUGGGCAUCUCUUAUCUGUCUUGGACUCGCCUUCUGGUUGCAUUACAGCUACCCUGCUGCUAAAGAUAUGGCCGCGGAACCCUCCAAAUCUAUCUACGAUUUCACUGUCAAGGAUAUUCAUGGAAAUGAUGUGCCUUUGAGCAAUUACCAAGGGAAGGUUCUUCUGAUUGUCAAUGUUGCUUCAAAAUGUGGUUUAACGCAGUCAAAUUACAAGGAGUUGAACGUUUUGUACGAGAAGUACAAAGAUCAAGGUUUUGAGAUUCUAGCAUUUCCUUGCAAUCAGUUUGCUUCCCAAGAACCAGGAACAAAUGAGGAGAUUCAAGAAACUGCAUGCACUAGGUUUAAAGCUGAAUUCCCAAUUUUUGAGAAGAUUGAUGUCAAUGGAAAGAACACGGCACCCCUUUACAAGUUCUUGAAGUCGGAAAAAGGUGGCAUACUUGUAGACGCUAUCAAGUGGAAUUUCACGAAGUUUCUGGUGAACAAAGAAGGAAAGGUUGUGCAGAGAUACGCUCCUACAACAUCACCACUUGCAAUUGAGAAAGACAUACAAAAUCUUUUGGCUAAAUGAGCAUGCAGCAAUGGCUGUCGACUCGCCUGCCUCUAUAAAACAAAGUCAUACAUAAUCUAGUAGCUCGCUGUCUCUGGAAAUUUUGCACUGUGUUUGGACGGCAGCAAUGUAAUGCCUGUUGUAUCUGAUGCUUUGUUUGAUGUGAUGGAAAAUGGAAUGAUACAUGUUACUUAAGAUGUUGCAUUUGUAUCUGGCCAAUUGGUGAAUGCUGAACAUGUUUUGAAUCUUGAUGCUGAAAUAAGAUGCCUGAAUUCAGUUGCUUUUA